CAAGGCAACUUCCUUUUCAGCAUAAGAAGGAACUGCUGGGGAAGGUGAAGCGGGGCUGCGGCCAGUUUUGCUGGGUUCCGCUGGAAUGAUGUAAUCAGCCUGGUAACGGUUAAAGGAGGGCCGGCACCUGGUGCGGUGGGGAAUAAGAGAAUCUGCCCCGGGGAGCGGGACGGUGGAGAAAAUCCUCAUACGGAGUCGGCUCUGUUCAGCUAGCUCCCCAAUGAAAGGGAUCUAUUAUCAGCGUCUGGGAUAAGAAAAUGAUUAUAGAUCUAUGGAGAUAUUUCUACACAAAUAUCUUUCGAUUUUGGCUAAAGUGGAUCUUAAGACUGGUAACUGGAAAAUGUGAACUGCAGCGUAUUUGCAAUGGCACAAGGAAAAAUGCAAAAAGAACACUACGAAUAGAAUAUUCACUGGAAUCAUCAAAGCAUAAGUCCUUGCAAUAUGCUUUGAACACUACUGAAGAUGAAGUGGAAAAAUGUGUUGCGUGCAUAAUAGAAGAAAAAAAAAUUAAAGUACAGAAAGAUAUAGGAUUUGCUUCAAAGCUACAAUCAUCUUUGCUCCAAAUAUCGGGCUACAAGAAGCUCUGUUUGGCAGUGGAAGAUCUCAAAAAACAAGCAUAUAAUUCAGACAAUAAAGAACAUGAAGAGCAAUUAAUGGAGCUCUGGAAUUUGUUAAUGCCCCAUGAAAAACUGAAGGCCAGAAUCACAAAGCAGUGGUGUGAUAUUGGUUUCCAAGGUGAUGAUCCUAAAACAGACUUCAGAGGAAUGGGAAUGCUAGGAUUAACUAAUCUUCUAUAUUUUAGUAAACAUUAUCCUCAUGAAGCUCGUCGAAUCCUUAUUCGUUCAAAUCAUCCAAAACUUGGAUACUCCUAUGCAAUUGUUGGGAUCAAUUUGACAGAGAUGGCUUACAGUUUGUUAAUAAAAGGACUUUUAAAAAGCCACUUUUACAACUUGGUUCCUGGUGCUCCUCAGCUGAACGAUUUCCAUCAAUUUUACUGUUAUUUGACUUACGAAUUUGACAACUUUUGGUUUGAAGAGAAACCGGAGAGUAUUAUGUACUUCAAUCAGUAUAGGGAAAAGUUUCAUGACAAAAUCAAAAGACAACUGCUGGAUUAUGAUGUGGUCCUUGCCUUAAAAACUGAAAACUAGAAAUGUGUGAUUCUUUGAGUUCUGUACAUAAAUAUUAUGCACUUGUUCGAACUCUGGUAUUCAACCAAAAACUCCAUUUAUUGCUCAAAGGUUUAUACAUCCAUUAUUAUUUUUAUAGAAAAUAUGCUUGGACAAUCAAUACUUAUUUAAGACUGAACAUUGUACUCUAAAGAUAUUUUUUUUAAUAUAAAGAUCCUCAUUGGACCUCACAUUUUUUCUACACUUAGUAGAAAGUGUAAAAUAAUUGUUGAACUUUAUCAUGUUGCUCAAUAAUAGCUUCAUAUACAAAUUUGUUGUUUGGUU
Messenger RNA from Thamnophis elegans (Western terrestrial garter snake), 1451 nucleotides. It is a transcript of the gene ELMOD2, whose product is annotated as ELMO domain containing 2. Gene Ontology annotation, cellular component: membrane. The transcript is spliced from 9 exons. Lineage: Eukaryota; Metazoa; Chordata; Lepidosauria; Squamata; Natricidae. Gene Ontology annotation, molecular function: GTPase activator activity. The record is from RefSeq and is a predicted model, not a curated record. Bases 258 to 1148 code for a protein of 296 amino acids.